AUGGCUCGAUUGAUGCUGUUACUUUUGGUGAUCGCCCCUUUGAUUCUUACCUCUAAAGCUGAAAGUGGACAAAGGGUAAUUCAGUUUAAAAUAUUGCGUUUUCACCAAGACAGUUUUUACUUUAACUCUCCCGAAGUUGAAUGUGGUGCCGUUGAUUUUCGCGCUUAAUAUUUUAUUCUAUGGUGUAUUAUGGGCUAUCGAUGCUUACGCUUUUUUCACACGGAGGUCACAGAUCGAGGUCGAAAAUUUGACUGGCGUGGUGUGAACACCAUGGCCGUUGAAAUUCUUGUACGGCAAAGGCGUGGUUGCAUGGAUGAGUGGUUAUUCAGCUGGGAGACGCCAGGCGGAUGGUACAACCAUCGUAGAAAUUAGAAUUCGAUCCGGUUUGUCAUUUUUAUGUGAACAGAGCGAAAAUUUUGAACGGUUCCGCGUGAACGAGAUUUUUAGCGGGUUACACAAUUGUCCGAUGCCGUGAUGUGAUCGCUAAAGAACAAGUGUCUGACAGCCACGCAUUAUGCCUAGGGCUUAUUGAAUAAAAAGGUAAGAAUCUCAUUCACGUGUCCUGACUAAAGAGACCCGUAUUUAUAUGGCCAUUUACAUAAUAAUAUAUAUAGCGAAGUUACUCAUUUGUCUAUAGUCAGUUAUUAAAUACAUUAAUAAAAAAAUGUGGUACCACUUCUUAUUUACAUGUGUAUUCGUAGGCAUAUACAUUCAAGUUAUCCAAAGAUAAGUACGAAAGCAUCAAAGUCGAUGCUAACAAGAACUCAGAGACUUUCUCUUUGCGUCAAGCUUCGUCGGGCAAGAAGGAAGGAGACUAUGUCUACGACUUCAACAAGGUCAGUAAGUAACAUAAAAGGUCAAACCAAUCAACUGAAUUUAAUCUAAAUCUGGAGUCUUCUUUUUUUCUAUUUCUGUUUAAAACUUGAAAUUAUUUCUAAUGCGAUCUAGUCAAACCUUAGUUUCUCUGACUUUCGGUCUUUAUAACGUUAAGAUAAAAGGCGGAUAUGAAAUGCGAAAUUAUCACUGUGCAGUUUUUCGGAAACGACGUCUCUAAAAUGGACAUAAAACGCCAUUUUUCUAUGGUUUCUGACCAAGAGAAGAUAAAGGGGAAAGAGAAGGCAUACCCCAUACACACCCUAUUCCAUGGGUAGUUCGUCUCGACUUAUUUUUAAGACCACAGAUCCCAAGGAUCCACAGAUCCACGUAGCGCGCGAGGUAACUUUAUCCCGAUUCUAAAAAUAACUCGAGAAGGAUUACCUAUGGAAUAGGGUGCGUAUGGGGGAUGCCUUCUCUGUCCCCUUUAUCCUCUCUUGUUUCUGACAGAACAUAAAGCAAGAGGACCAAAACUAUAUACAAGAUGAUAUAAAAGAGCCUCUUGAUUUCUUAUCGAUUAGCCUGUAUAAUAAUUAUAAGUUACGAUUGGAGUUUUCAUAAAAUAAGUCGACGCCGAAAGAGAUAUAGUUGACCACGGCACUAAGCAAGCAAAGAAAAAUUAGAAGCCUAAUCUGGGACUCUCACUUUUGUUCAGUUGGUUUGAUUCAAAAUGAUAAACUAAAAAGGUAACUUUGAUAAAAUUACCUAUUAGACAAUCACGUUCUUUUUAUUUAUUUAUUUUUUAUUUAUUUUUUAUUUCUUUCUUCACUAUCCUUUUGUAUCUAUUGAUCCUUGCUUUGUAUUGGCUUAACUUUACUGCAGAACUUGACGAUGAUUCGAUUGCCAGAAGCAAACGGCUGCUUUUUAAGAUACUCCAUCGGAAACGUUCCUCGACCUGCUGACUUGCUGAAACUACUUCAGUUGGUACGUGUCUGAUGAUCUAAAACAAACGACGUUUAAAUUAGCGUCAGGCUAAUUUUUAAUGUACGAGUUUUUAACUUAAGUUCCUAUAAUACAUGCAGCAAUCAAUAUCGGAAAAAAAGGACUUAAUUGAGGCCAAUUAGGCCUGUAAUCAUACGCGAUACGAAUGAUUAAGCAAAAUCAGGCGGGCCAUUUAAGGAGUAUCCGAUUCGUCUAAUUAUAACACCAGCUGAUUACAGAGAGAAUUUAAUAACACGAACUUCCUCAACAGUUAAUCAUAACUUAACGAAAAUGACAGUGCAAAGAGAAGAACACACUUUAAGUUUUAAUGUCUUUUUUAUAUAUAUCUAAGGAGACAAGAUCCACCCAAUCGGUUUUUGGCCACAAUUAAGAUAAAAGAACCCAUUUGAGUCCAAUCUCGUCAAAUGUCAGCGCUAUCAUUAGUUUUUAACAGUUACUGCAUGAUGUCUUUUUUUACCAUCCAGUUACACGUUCUGUCCUUUUAGUAAUUACUAAAUCAGGUUACCACUAGCUAAUUACACUGGAGAGAUUUGUUUAAAGUAUUUGUUUAUUUAUUUAUUUCAGUUACUAAUUUCUUUAUUUAUUCAUUCUAAGUUCUACCUGGAAUUUUGAUGACCCUGGCAACCUAUUGAUAAUUCCACUCGAAAUUAUUCAUUAAUUUUUUCACUCUGGUUUACACAAUUCACAGAUGCAGAGGAGUGCAGAUUCUAAAGCGACCACUGAGUCAGAGGAGAAUUUCAAGGCUGUUGGUAAGCUGAGUGACCGUUCGGGCUUGAGUGACGAGAUGAAGGAUCUGUGUGCAGAGUUGCCAAUUUACCGAAUCCGGAAGAUAAAUGAGAAACAGAAUGACGCUGAUCAGAUGGAAGAUCCAAUAAUGGGUGCAAACGAUUUAGUAGAUGUAGUAAAAGAAGGGGUUAAAGGUAAGGUUGUAGAAGCUAUAACAAUUAUACAAUUGUCUCAUGUUUUAACUGGUGAAAGGAUUGAUCAACUAAAAGGCAACAUUUGUAGGCCCUGCAAAUGUAUAACUAAGAGAGAACCAAAGGCAUCAUAUCUUCUUUUUGUAUGAAGACCCUUUUAUACCAAGAAACCCGUUUAAUUUAAACCAGAUUUAACAAAAAAGAAACCUGAAAAAAAAAUCCAUAGUUUUUAUCAGUCUAAGCUUUGUGUUUUUAAUUUCAAACAAUGGCGCCGUCCACACCCAUAUUCCAGGAAGGCCGAAACCGCAUCCUGCCCCAUGCUGCUGUUAUAUUUGCGUCCGCACGAAUUCUCUGUGUUGCUGUUUCAGGUUUGGAUUCACCCAUCCACAAGAAAACGCUACUACAAUUUACAUUUGCUAACUACCAAUUUUUUCCCCACUCUUCCUCGAUGGCCAGGCCUGCCUUUAUGUUUACAAUUACUAGGCAAGGCUGAUCGGACAUUUAUAAAUACAAAUCAUUUGCCCAAUAUUUCUCCGGUUAGGCAAAAAUAACCUUGAUUGGUGCUUACAUUACAAGGAUGUUACAGUUCUGCCUAUAGAUAAUUGUUCCAUCAGGCACUUAUAAACCCUGAACGAACCCAAAAUUGGCUCUGAACAAAUCCAAAAUCGGCUGUCACGAUGCAGACAACGAGUUGAAAAACAAAUUGUUGUCUACCACUUUGAAUUUGAAAAAAACAAAAAUUUAGUUUGAAAUCGAAAAUAUCUGGUUUCUGAUCGUCUAAUAUACAAAUCGGAUUUAAAAAGAUUGCGAUUUUUAAUAGAUGCGGUUUCGACGAGGGGAUUCACUGGUUUCGUGUGGCCGAUUCGUGUAAAAAAAAAAAUGUGUUUUCAAAAGUCGUAUCAACUCUAUGUACCAGGGUAUAAUUUACUUCAAUACAGUUUGGGUUACCCUUUAUCUAUCAGUAAACAUUGCAAUGACUAUACUUACUGUAAAAGAACAACGCACCUCAGUAGAGAUAAAAAUUCACACGUCUAAAGUCUAAAAACUACUACCCUACCUCAAAGCCCUUUGUUAGGUUUGCAUUUAAAUAACCUGAAAAAGUGUAUAACUCCCCUACCAUUUGUACCUAUAGGUUACGUAAGGAAAAGGGUGUGCAAACGAGUUUGUAGAGACGUGCCCAAAUGCGUCAAUGUCCCAAAGGUUAGCUGCAGUUGGAGAGGCUGUAAAACUUCUUGGCACCGAAAUUGCUGGAUCGUAAAGACCGUAUGCCCGUUGGCCUGCACAUAUGUUAUGGUCAAAGCUGGCUAA
Porites evermanni is the source of this 4040-nucleotide messenger RNA. Lineage: Eukaryota; Metazoa; Cnidaria; Anthozoa; Scleractinia; Poritidae. The record is from the annotation of a GenBank genome assembly.